UAGCAUAAUAAAUGCCAAAUAUAACCACCUCUUGCCUUGCCUUUGAGAGAGAGACACACAAAAAUAUGUUUUCUAUAAACCUAAUUAACCAUUCUCAAAGCCCUAUAACACUGGUCAAGGAGGGUCCUCUCUCUCUCUCUCUCUGCUUCACAACGCUCAACACAAACACAAAUCGAUAAACUUAAUUACUCACAUUCGGAUCUCACUUCACUAAUCACUUAAACAUAGUAUUAAAUAUCACCACUCUUCUUCUCCCACUUCAAAGGGUUCAUCAUAACCUAAUAUGCAUUCAUGCCUUUACUCAACUCAUAUCACUUCUUCACAACCACCACUACCUUGUUUAUCAUACUUCUUCUCCACAAUGUCCUUCAUCCAGCUUCUAGCUCAAUUCACCAACCAAGGGAACUGUUAUACGAGGAGAAAAACAAACUAGGUUCAAUUCCACCAAGCUGUCACAGCAAAUGCAACGAGUGUCAUCCAUGCAUGGCGGUUCAAGUUCCAUCUUUACCAAACCAUGACUCUCUCCCUCCUCAUCUCGCCAAAGCUUCUUCUUCUUCUUCCAUGGAGAAACGGCUUACUCCAUCUUUUCAAGGUAGUACUACUAACAACAGAUACUCCAAUUACAAACCAUUAGGUUGGAAAUGCCAUUGUGGUGACCACUUCUUCAAUCCAUGAUAAUCACAAAGAUCCAACAUUUUGAUUGCUAGCUCCAUCUUUUUUGUUACUACUAAAUUAUUAAUUAAUGAUAUACUACUAGUAUUAAUUAAUUUAUGUGGUUAAUGCUUGCGUCAGCAUUGGUUGUAUACAAGUACUACACACAUGUACAAAAAGUUUGUUAUAGACCUGAAUUGCUAGUUGAUGAGUAGCUGUAUCUAUAAUUUUUGAGAAAAGGUAUUGUGUGGGAUGAAUUUAUGAUAAGGGAUGUGAUUGGUGUCUAGAGUCUAUACUUGUAAUUUACGAUGAUUAUUUGGUAAUUUUUCUUGUCAGAAAAGAGGACAAGAGAGAGGCUUGUCUUGUCAAUUGCAAUUGUCCCUUUCCCUCUUUU
Molecule: messenger RNA, 1045 nt
Organism: Vicia villosa (hairy vetch)
Lineage: Eukaryota; Viridiplantae; Streptophyta; Magnoliopsida; Fabales; Fabaceae
Product: EPIDERMAL PATTERNING FACTOR-like protein 1
Exons: 2
Coding region: 292-675 (127 amino acids)
Biological process (GO): stomatal complex development; guard cell differentiation
Source: RefSeq, a predicted model, not a curated record